This is a messenger RNA of Rattus norvegicus (Norway rat), 2844 nucleotides long. It is a transcript of the gene Iqcb1, whose product is annotated as IQ motif containing B1. Gene Ontology annotation, biological process: maintenance of animal organ identity; cilium assembly; photoreceptor cell maintenance. The coding region runs from base 116 to 1789 and encodes 557 amino acids. The record is from RefSeq and is marked validated. The transcript is spliced from 14 exons. NCBI's taxonomy places the organism in Eukaryota, Metazoa, Chordata, Mammalia, Rodentia, Muridae. Gene Ontology annotation, cellular component: ciliary basal body; photoreceptor outer segment; photoreceptor connecting cilium. Gene Ontology annotation, molecular function: BBSome binding; enzyme binding; protein-macromolecule adaptor activity.
CGCACACAGCUCGGCGAAGGCCGCCACGCUGAGUGAUUCCUGGAAGCAGUGAAGGGCACGGCCUUGGGAUUCUUGAUUCCUCAAAGGUCAGCCUAGCAACAGGGUGGUAGAAAAAAUGAAGCCAGCGGGUACAGACCCAAGGAUCUUGUCUUUAGCUGCUGAAGUAGCGAAAAGUCCUGAACAAAAUGUCCCUGUUAUAUUAUUGAAGUUAAAAGAAAUAAUAAACAACACCCCUUUGGGAAGCUCAGAGUUAAAGAAAGUCAAGCAAGAUAUAUAUUGUUAUGACCUCAUUCAAUACUGUCUAUUGGUCCUCAGUCAAGAUUCUUCUCGAAUCCAGGGUGGUUGGUCUACAAUUUCCCAGCUGACACAGAUACUAAGCCAUUGCUGUGUGGGAUUAGAGCCAGGAGAAGAUGGAGAAGAAUUUUACAAGGAAUUACUUCCAUCAGCUGCCGAAAAUUUUCUUGUCCUGGGAAGACGAUUGCAAACAUGUUUUAUCAAUGCAACUAAGGGUGAAGAGCAAGAUAAAUUACUACAUUUUUUCCAAAUUGUGACUGAUUCUCUCUUCUGGCUAUUGGGAGGUCAUAUUCAACUCAUACAGAAUGUACUGCAGAGUGAUCAUUUCUUGCACCUACUGCAAACUGACAAUGUUCAAAUAGGAGCUACAGUCAUGACUCUGCUUCAGAAUAUACUACAGAUCAACAGUGGUAAUUUACUCAAAAUAGAAGGAAAAGCCCUGCAUUCUAUUUUAGAUGAAAUUCUUUUCAAGCUUUUGUCAACUCCUAGUCCAGUCAUAAGAAGUACUGCUACAAAGCUCCUACUGGUAUUGGCUGAAUCCCAUCAGGAAAUUUUGAUUUUACUGAGACUAAGUGCCUGCUAUAAAGGACUUAGAAGUCUGCUAAAUAAACAGGAAACUCUUACAGAAUUUAGUCGAGAACUUAGACAGCUCGUUGAUCUUUUAACCCCUAAGAUCCAACAGGAAGUAGAAGAACAGAAACUACAUAAAGCAGCUUGCUUGAUUCAAGCCUAUUGGAAAGGUUUCCAGACCAGAAAAAGAUUAAAGAAGCUUCCGUCUGCUGUGAUUGCCUUGCAGAGGAGUUUCAGAGCUAAACGAACAAAGAUGUUGUUGGAGCUAAAUAGGCAGAAGGAAGAAGAAGACCUCAGAUUAAGAUUGCAACUUCAAAAACAGAGAGCCAUGAGGCUUUCCCGAGAGUCACGCUUGAGUAUGCUUGAAAUAAUUCAUCCAGGUCAAGUGGAGAAAUACAAUAGGGAAAUAGAAGAGAAAUCUGCAUUGACUAUCCAGAAACAUUGGAGAGGGUACAGGGAAAGGAAGAAUUUUCGCCAACAGAGGCCAUCUCUCACAGAGUAUAAAGCAGCUGUCACACUUCAGAGAGCAGUUCUUAAAUUCCUAGCAAAGUGCCGUAAGAAAAAGAAACUCUUUGCCUCUUGGCAUGGACUCCAAGAACUCACUGAUGCACGCCGAGUUGAACUGAAGCAACAAGUGGAUGACUAUGUCAAAAGACAUCCGGGCUCUCAGAUGUCAGAUGUGGCCAGCAGAGAGCUCCACGCACAAGCACAAGAACGACUUCAACACUAUUUUAUGGGAAGAGCCAUAGAAGAGCGAGCCCAGCAACACAGGGAAGCAUUGAUGGCUCAGAUCAGCACCAAUAUUGAGCAGUUGAUGAGUAUGCUCUACAUCUGUCUUUGUUUCAUAAAUGGAAUAACCCAUGCAAGAGACGUGGCAUCCAAAAUCUUUAGAAGUGCCACAAAUAGUCUUUAUUCCAGUCCUUAGGAAAUCUUACAUCAUCCCAGUUUUCAACUGUAUACAUUCCAUUUGUUAUAAAUUCAAAUAUUUCAACUCCAUCCAAAUUACUAAUUUUAAAGAUGCUGUGCUCUUCUACACACAUUCUGCCUAAACUUUUUAAAUUUUUUUUUGUAUUUUAGAAUUAGAUAAUGACAGCAGUUACAGUACAGUGACCUUUUCAAAAAUAACAUUUAAUGAUUUUUUACUGAAGUUUUGCUCUCUUUAAGCUAUCUAACACAACUUACUGUUUUUCUCUUCUAAAAGACUUAAAAAGACUGGAAGUUGCCAGGGAUUGGGGUUGUUGCUGUCACCCACAUCUGUAACUUUUUACUAGACACCUACCUUCAUAGUUAGCAGUGACAGCAUAGUCAGAGUUAGAGCCCAUCCUGUCCUGUCCUGUCCUAACUGUAGCUAGGCUCCAGCUCUGCUGGUUCCAAGUCUGCUUGCCUGGCGUCCUUCCACUGACCCAUUUACUUUCUGUUUGCUGCAGAGGCACCAAGUCUGAAGGAGGCGGAAGGAAAGGAGCCUGAGCAGUUCCUGAGUAGAUCUAGGCCUGUGGCAGCCAAAGCCAAGCAGGCCCACCUUACCACCCUGAAGCACAUACAGGCCCCCUGGUGGAAGAAGCUCGGAGAGGAACCAGGGGAUGAGAUGGAUGUUCCAAAGGACGAGCUUAGUAUAGAUUUAGGGACUUUAUUUAUUGGUGGAACCAAGCCUCCCUAGAGAGUUACUGGGAAAGCCGGCAUUCUUACCUUUUAAGAGAUUGUUGGUUUUGCCUCUGGCAUGCAGGAAGACUAGGUCUAUGCCAGUGGCUUUCCAGAGCAUCUUCUUCAUGAACACUUGGAAGCAAAGAGCAGAGCAUUGCCUACCUCACUCUCAGUUCUUUCCCCAUCUCUACACCCUGUCUGUAGUCACAAACAGAUUUGUGGGCUUUUAAUUGUGGGACAGAACUCAAUGUGAAAUUUUAUUGUUAAUUUGAAAUUUCUUUCAUUCUGUUUUCUGACUAAAAGUUGUUUUGUUUUUGUUUUUAAAUAAAUAUUGUUUCU